AUGGCGCCUCCGAAAGCGGCACAGCUUCAAAAGGGCCGCGGUCUGAAUCUGGCCAAGCCCUUCGACCAAGACACUCGAAGGAUCUUGGAAAAGACCGUCAACAGCCUGCUCCGCAAGAGAGGCAAGGUGGACAGCAAGAUGACGAAGGUCUUGGAGCGUCUCGGUCAGUCUAGCGAUGUCCAGUACCAGCAAGAGUCGCUUCUUCAGUUCUCACUACGCAUGAAGGCCAAGGAGAUCAAGUUCAUUCGUCGCCAAAGCAAAGUUCUGAAUGAUAGACAGAAGCUGCUGGACAUGGAUCCCUCGGACGCCAGAGCGCGCGAUGUCGACUUACUCAAGAGCCUGUUGUCGAGAUUGAUAGAUGAAGUCAGCACCUCGAGCGAAGAACCAAAGCAGAAUUCAAAGGACGGCGACAUUUCCUCUAUCGACUGGGACUCCGAAGACUCGGCAGAUGAGAAGGACGGUUACCACAAUGCCCUCGAAAAUGACCUGAGCGCCAGUCCUAUGGUGCUGAAGGCUAAUGAGAAGCGAAAACGCGAUGACGAUACCCCGCAGUCUUCCAAGAAGAAGAAAAACGGACACAUUGGUAAGGAUACUACGCAGUCAGCUCUCGACAUUACACCGAAGGGCGAGUUCCAGCCACUUGCAGGCAAGGGUGAGCCCGACAGUGGCGAUAAGCCGAAGAAGAAGCACGGGAAGUCCGAGAGUAUUUCAUUCAACGAGAUGAACAACGAGGAGCAACACGAUUCCCCGAAGACCAACUCAGGCGGCAACACCAAUCAAGACGUCGAGCAUGGUGGAAACACUGGCUCCGAUUAUGAUCUCACAAAGGCACAGAAGAAAAAGAAGAAGUCAAAGUCCGGCGUGGCUCAUGUUAUUAAGCAUGGCAUCGAGUCCGGCGCCACUGAGGCUCCUUCCAGCCACCAGAAGGCCGAGGUCCAUAAAAAUGCGUUCGCUUCGACCGUUGACAUCAAGGGAGGAAGGAAUAAGAAGAAGCAUAAAAGGUCGCAUUCCAUUGUUGAAGUUGAUUUCGGCAAAGAGGAGCAAGGCAGUAGUCCCAGGGUCGCCACCACUGCGGAGGUUUCCGAGGAGAACAAGUCUGUGCCCACCGACGAGGUCAAGAAUGACAAGAGAAAGAAGAAGCAGAAUAAGAGCAAGUAUGAAGAGUUCGCACACACUAUUCCAGUCAUAGACGACGUCAAGGAACAAAAGCGGCUGAAAGUGGCCGAAGCUAGCCCUGGCAGCAAGAGCGCCAAGAAUUCCGAGGCACUCAUGAAGGACAAGAAACCCAAAACGGAGAAAAACUUCGUGCACCACACCACUGUCAGGAAGAAUCAGGCCAAGUCCGAGCCAGAGAAAUCGGUUCACAACACAGUUGUUGCUGAGCUCACGAUCAUCCAGGGAAGGAAGAAGAAGAAGAAAUUGCGGAGCAAGUCGCUCGUAUUUGCCAAGGAGGACGACCAUGCCGUCACGCCUGACAAGACCGAGGAUAUGAAGCACUCCAUCCAUGAUUCUCAGAAGGCGACCUUAUUCCCCAAUGCAACUUUGAAGGGCCCCACUCCCAUCCAUCCUCCGUUGCCCCCGGUCACACCGGUCUAUCGGGGACCAUUCAUUCAAACAGCUGGCCGUGCGCUUUUUAAUCCGUUCUCGAACUUGAAGCCAUUUAGCAUCCAGCAUCUUGGGCCUAGCUCCGUUCGUUCCAAGACUACGGAGAGCACUGAGGAGUCGCCGAAAGUCCCGGAUGGUCAGACCUGGGUUCUUGACACUACUGGCUCGCGCAAGAGGCAGAAAAAGAGCCACGGAGACGACGCGAAGAGCGUGACCAUGACCAUUGGUAAGGUUGACACUCCGCACAAGGUUGACCAGGGUUCCCCCACGCCCCCUCCCAAGAAAGAGCAGAAGAAAAGAGGACGGCCUCUCGCACCCAUGAGCUCUCAACCCGCGAUUUCGGCCGGCCAGAUGUCCAUCACAGGCGUUCGUGCCAGCAGUGAUUUGGCUGCGCUCCUGGGCAACCCCAAGCGAGCCAAGAAGCUUCAGAAGGUGCUCAAAGAGGAUAAGGCAACGCUCGAGCAAGAGAAGAAGAGUUGGUUCGAGGCAAUGGGCUUUCAGUACAAGGACUGA
Colletotrichum orchidophilum is the source of this 2118-nucleotide messenger RNA. RefSeq lists its product as uncharacterized. NCBI's taxonomy places the organism in Eukaryota, Fungi, Ascomycota, Sordariomycetes, Glomerellales, Glomerellaceae. The record is from RefSeq and is a predicted model, not a curated record. Bases 1 to 2118 code for a protein of 705 amino acids. The transcript has 2 exons.